UUUUUUUCUUCUGUCACCCAUAGAGGACUUCCGCUAUGCGGAGUGUGCAACCCGAAAAUGAAGUUCCGAAAUUUUCUAUUGUGAAGUAAUCGCAACCCCGUGACACACCUUGCAUCACCAUGGACGCCAAAGGCAUGGACCAUCAAUCUGAGAACGGAGACACGGAAAAUGCAGAAGAGGGGACCUUGUUGCUGCAGCUACGCAAAGAGAAGGAAACGAUGGAGACAGAGUUUGGGCUAAAGAGGGCAAAGUUCAAGGAACUCUUCAUGCAGAAAGAAGAGGAGCUCCAGGCAGAGCGGCAGCAACGAGAGGCCCUCGGGGAGAAGCUGCAUGCGCUUCAGAGGGACCUAGAUGAAGCCCGGUCGCUCCUGCUCGUGGCCCAGUGUGAGCAGGAGAACGAGCUCGAGGCCGAGCGGCGCCGGCACCGGGAGGAGAUGGCCUCGCUACAGCACAUCCUCAAGGAGAACACAGAGGAGGCCCUGCGCAGCUCCGGACGAUACGAGAAGGAAUUGGUGCGCUACAAGAAGCACUCCGAGCGGCUUGAGCAGGAACUUCACGAGCUCCGGGCACAGCAGGCCCAGGACAGGGAAGGCGUGCUGGCGGUGGUGACCAAGUCCCUAAAGCAGAAAGUGGGCAAUCUCAGUCCUAACCCCUUUUCCUCUUCCAGCGACAGCUCCGUCGAGAACCUCGAGGAGAGCAUGCGUAAGGCACAAGAAGAUGCGGAGAUGCUUCGGUCUCUGGUGGUGCCCCUGGAAGAGGAGAUUAAGGCCCUCAAGGACAAGCUUCGGUCGACGGACGAGCAGUUGCACGUGUACGAAGCGGCCUUCACAGGCCUCGUCCACGGCCUUGGCUCGGGCACGCUGGGCGACGCGGUGCGGGGUGGUUCGCCUGCCGAAAUUCUCUCCCAUCUUGACGACAAGUUGACCAGCUUGUGCAAGGGACUGCAGGCAGAGAAGGCAUCACGCAGUGACCUGGAGAUGUACGUGGCGGUCCUCAACACCCAGAAGACGGUCAUGCAGGAAGACAUGGACCAGCUGCGCAAGCAGUUUCAGGAAGUGUGCAACCUGCUGGAACGAGAGAAGAGGGAGCACAGCUGCCUGAAGCGCACGUGGCAGAUGGCCAACGACCGGUUCCUGGAGGCCCAACAGGCUCACGUGCGGGACCUGGCGCGCCUCCAGGCGGUGCUGACGGCCGACCAGCAGCGUCACCUGGCACACCUGCGCAAAGUCGACGUUCCGCCGACGAGUCCACGGAAGAAAGAGGGAGAGAAUGCUGUGGCAUUUGCCGCUACUACCACAGGCGCAAACUCUGAGCUAGUCCCCUGCCCACUGCAAGAACCCGAGUUGCAGGAGGCCUUGCAUUCUGUCUCUCCGCUGCCCACAAGCAGCCCCAAGGCUGGCCACAGGUUCAUGGCCUUGGAGCCCCGGCUAUUCUCCAAAGCAAGCACCCUCCCGGGAAGGAAGUCGAACGACCAGCGUAUGCGAAGCUCCCCGGCCGACCUGAAUGCCUGCAAGGCUUCCGCGACCCUCCUGGCUGCGAAGCAGAACCACCGGCGAUCCCUGUCGAGCUCCGACCUGCCCUCCGACACCGACAACUCUCUAUCCGUUCCAGCCAUGAAGGGAACAGAAGACACUCGGUCACUGGGGGACUACAGUGGGGCGGCUAUCACCACCGGCGGCAUCGGCUUGACAGGAGACCAGCUCAGUGCACUCUCUGAUGCAACACCCGAGAUGGAAGCCCGCAAGUCCUUGAUGGAAGUUGCUCGCACGGACUAUGACGACGGACUCGGUGUCGGCAAGCGAGUUGUCAGCGAUAAGGAAUGGAGGCUACUUGAAGAGGAGCUAAAGCGGCUGCGAGAGCGCCUCUGCCAGCCGUGUGAGAUGUGCAGCAACUACGAGCUGCAGUUGCAGCAGGUGCAGCGGGACUUGGACCGGCACACCAAAGAGCUGGCCACAGCCAGGCAGGACCUGAGCCGGGAGCGUGACUACCGGCAGCAGCUGGAGCAGCGUUUCGCCGACUCGGCCACCGACGUUCAGCAGCAGGUGUCCGAGCUGCAGUCCCGCCUGGGAGCCUCUGAAGCGGCCCUCGCGGAGACCCAGCAGGCGCACGCCGAAUGCUCGCAGCGUGCGAAUGAGGAACUGUCGCGGCUGCAUGCACAACUGGUGAGCGUGCGAGACGAGGCCGAGAAGUUGAGUCGGGAGAACCAGCAGCUCCUGGGACGGUACGUGGCCAAGGCCAGGCAGCUGCAGGACCAGCCCAUCAACCUGCCCGACUCUCUAGAGGAGCUUCGCUUCCAGUGCCUGCAGUUGCAGGAGGACCUGAUCAAGGUGCAGCUAGACAAGGAGACGCUAGAGGAAAACCUCCGGGGCCAGAUCCUGUUCCUGCGCGACCAGGCCAGUGCGGAGAUGAACUGCAAGCAGGAGAUCGAGCGCACCCUCACCCACGAGGCCGACCAGCUACGCCGGCAGCUAGACCAGCUAAUGGGCAUUCGUGAACAGCUGGAGAAGGAGCGGCAGCUUCGAGAGCAAAAAGAGAAGUCUCUACAGGCAUGCGAAGCGCGGCUGGCCCAGUUGACGAGCCAACUGGACGAGCGGGUGGUGUCGCUGCAGAGGGGCCAUGACCAGCUCACAACCACAAAGGAGAAACUGGAGGAAGAGGUUACGCGGCUGAGAGGACGAGUGCAGACCUUGCAGACGGAGCUUGACAACAGCGAGGCAGUCCAGCGGGACUUUGUCAAGCUGUCACAGUCACUCCAGGUGGAGCUGGAGAAGAUCCGGCAGUCUGACAGUGAAGUCCGAUGGCAGCACGAAGAUGACGUGAAUGAAUGCAACGGCUGCAAGAAGGGCCUGCACUCUCGCAAGGAAAAGCCGCACUGCCACCACUGUGGAAAGAUCUUCUGCACCGAAUGUCUUGGCCGGGUAGUGCGGUCGGGUCCGAAGCUGCGCCCCUUCGCGGUGUGCAACGUCUGCCACACCCUCCUCGACCGAGACACUGCACCCUACUUCAGCAGCGAGCCUCCUCAAACUCCCAGCUAGGCAUUUUAUUAUUAUUUUUGAGCCUCUCUGUUAUCUCAUCGCACCAUUUCCACCUCGGAAGAGUCGGCGGGUGAAGUGCCGAGAAGCUUGUCACGUCUUCGCCGUUCUCCUUUCAAGAGAGGAAAAAACUGGUCAACCGUUACGUCGCCUCCGCUCAUCCAACGGACUGUAACACGACGUUGGAGCGCACUUUUGUCAUCGCAAAGCUGUGGCGCCCUGUAUGUGAUGCAAGCAAGUGUGUGUUGUGUCUGAUCGGGUAGCGUGUUUCUCUGUCCACGCGAGUUCUUCCAUCGUUGUUGUCGGGCUCUGUCGCAUAGUUGGGGUGCUAUGUAUUCUACCGCUGGGAGUGUCCCGGCAUUUAGGCUACUUGUGUGCGAGAAUGCCGAACGGGCCGUUUGAAAAAAACGCCGGUGAACUGCCUUCUGCGCCUAAUUAGCAAAAAAAAAAAAGUCCUUUUAGCAGCUAUACAUCGUAGGCACCUACUUGCUGCCAGUAUCGUUUAACUUCUUUCAUCUCAUUUUUUUAUGACAUCGUGCACUGUGGUGUUGCUUGACAAAGGCUGCAGUCUGUGCGACUAACCUUUUGUGCCCUUCUACGUUCUUCUAUAUAGACAAGGGCCUCUUGAGGUGCAACUGGUGUUUUCUGGCACUGAAAAAAGAUUGGUGUCAACUGCGAGAAUGACGUUUGUUUCCUGUAACAUAUGGCUGUUAGUAAAUAUAGACAAAGGUGCCCCUUGUAUUUAGGCAAGCAUCCCAGCAACUGGCUAAACCGCGUUCUAAAAGAAAAAAAAGAAGAGAAACCUGACCUAUGCAUUUGGCAUGUGUUUCACUCGGGCCGCCCUUAUGUCUGUAGCCCGUCGUUUUGGAUGUCUGGCUUUUAUCUGACAAGCCAUCUUUGGUGACAACCUGACUAACAUUAUGCCAGUGUGCAUUUUUUUGUGAGACGUCGGCAAGAUGUCGACAAACUUGCGCAAGCAACCUCUUGUGAUGAGCGAGCACACGUUUUAUAGGAGCACCGCGGCUUUCGUUUUCACGAGAAAAUGCACGAAAGCGGCAGUGGUUUGCACAUGCAGACGAAGGCCGAUGGUUAGAUGUACAGAAUCACUGUUUGCAAACUGUUUUAGGUCAGCUGAAGCCCAGAGAGUUCUCUGAGAGUGUUUCUCGGCCUGCACAUUUUUGGGCACCUGUUACUAAUCUACUGUUUGGACGAACACAUCUAGCAGCCACGUGGCAAAACACUAUUCCUUGAAGUGCAUUUCUGAGCUGUUAUUUAUUCUCUAGUAUAGAAAAUGGUUACUUCUAGUGGAGCUCGCUAUUUAUGUUUCUCAGAGUUCCAGGUCUGCAACCUGGCGUAUGAUUUUAAGUUCCCUGUAUGUGCUUGUGUUAGAAACUGGCUCGGACGUUGCAUUACCUGUCGUGCUGCUCUCUAUUUGGGAUGGUUUGCAUUAUUGAAGGACUCUAACAGAGUUCAAGUUCUUUGAUUUUGCUAAUUGAGGCUUUGUGUGGAAGUGUGUGUGACGGUUUGUGUGGCAGCUCCAAAGAUAUCACGUUUUUGUUUUAGGAAGAUGGUGACAAGAGUGGAACUGGUCAGAAAAAGGUUUGCUCCUGUUUAUAGGCAUAUUCAGAUAUGUAAAUACGCGUUACGCGCACGGUGUGUUAGUAUCGGUGUGGCAAAUGUAAUUGCUGAAUGUCAUGGGCCCAUGCCUGCUCCGUUCGAGUUUUGCGAGCAUCUCCGUUGAUGAGUCUGCGUAAGCAGAUAUGCACACCACUUACCUGGUGAAACAAGAAAUGUUUUCUUUAGAUGCCCCUCCCUCUUCCAAAGUAUUCAGUACAGUGGCCACAUGUGGCUGUAGCCAACCUCUUGACUGUACACUGAGGAGACUAUGCAGAUAGCAUUCUCAAACAUAAAUGCUCUCUGCGGUCGGGAGCGUUAUAUUUCUGGUGCCUUGGCAUGUGCGCCAGGUCACGACCCAGGGACGGUGCUGGUUGUAGAGAAUGAAACUUGCGUAAUCUGGACGAAAGGGGCCUGUACCCCUGCUAUCUCUUGCAUACUUGUGUACGACAUCCGUACAAAGCGUAACUUCCCAACUUAUCGUUUUAAGAAGCGUUAGAAGGAUUUUAACUGAGUGGCAUAGUACACGUAAUGGCCGUCGCUCGAUCGAACAGUUACCGUGUUUAUUAUGGUUUAAUAUGCACUUGUCCGAAGAAUAUUGUUGGCUAGGAGUGAUGGUGACAUGUUCACUAGUCGAUGCAAAAGUGGCACUCAGAACAAGAAGAGUGGGCAGAUUUCUGUUGCUUUUGCAUGCGAAAAUGCAUGUCAUAGUUAUGUUUCAAACUAUGCGGAAUACUCGCACAAAACCAUUGCAACCUGUCUCUCGGUAUAUUAGCUACACUUUAUGGCUCAUUCCUAGCCUGGCUUGCUAAAACAUUUCAUUGGUUGACCUAACUGUUCUUUCUGUCCUACUUGAGCAAAGUGUACUCAUGCCUGUAUCUGGGUUUUGUCGGUGCAGUGCAUUGUUGCAUUUUCAGAGCUGGGCUUGUACCAUGAUUUUGUACUUGUCCCUGGUUCCCAUACUAACGUCGUUUCGUGAACGUUUGCUUACAACAUUUUUUUUAAUGACCCAGGCAGGAUCCAACCAGCUAAUUAUGAUGGCAACCAGGGAAUCAUCUUUUUACUUUGGUACUUUCCGGCUGCAGUUACAUCGUUUUUUUAACCUUAAAGGGCCCCUAAACCAUACUGAGGCUGAAAUUUAGUUGAAGUGCUGCAGUUGUGCACGGGUUUACAACAAACGUCGUGUAACCACGAGAAUUUUUCGAAAUGGUGCCGUAAUUGCGGAGUUACAUGCGUUUGAUGAUGAAAUGUGGUCCUCACUCAAUUAACUCUUUCCUUUGCUAUGCUCUGUUCGUUUGCUCGUCUCUCCUCAUGGACGAGUGUUCCUCCUCACUGUGCAAGGAGGAUAAGCAGGGAGCGCGCUUAUCUGCAGGCGGACAAAUAUGGCUUUCUUCUGCUGCUGAUAUGACCAGAUUCUACUGGUGACGUCCCGGCCAAUUCUAGGGAUACCGAAAGGCACGGAGAACAGCACAGGAUUUUUUUUUUUUUUUUGCACUUCCUUGAUGCGUAACACUGCCGCCUUUGGCACCACUGCUCAUGACGCCAUUCUGAACUCGAUGGGUGCGUUGACUUGAAAUGUUAAAACAAAUAGCGGAGGUGGAUUAAGGGCCCUUUAAAAGAGCAGUGUGAACUACAAUAGUUCCGAGCGAACUACAAGAGCGACCUGCAAGGGGCAAACCGAUUGGUAAGAAAUUGCCUUUAUAGGCUUGUUAGCACAGCUGGGUAUGUAACUUCCUUCGCUUGUGAACUGUAAGGCCAUGCCAGGCUAUCAUAAUGCACAUUGCAUCUUUGAAAAGAAACCUUUCGUAUUUGACUUUCUUUUUUAAAUCUUUUCCAUGUGAGAGUGUGUAUAUAUGUGUUUCUUUCCUAUCUGUUUAAAAAAAAAGCUUUGUGAUAGUAUGACCUCUACUGCACGUAGAUGGUGAAUGAUUUUAGAUUUUGUCUGUGUUGGGAUGUGUUGGUGUGCUGGCAAGCAUUUCUCCUUUCUCCUCUUUCUUUUUCAUUUCAGUUGGGUUAGAGAAGCUGUGUAUCUUAUAGACCCAUGUGCGGUGUCAACAUGAAUUGUAAAUGCGAAUGAAGUGAAGUCAAUAGAAAUGCACCUUUGUGUUACCAUACUUUCUCACAUUUGUGAAAAGGGCACGAUGUAGGAGCCGAUACGUGUUUUUAGACCACGUCAUGUGUUAUAGACUGCAGCAGGGACUGUUUGUUGCAGUUGAAUGGACGGUGUCCCAAUUGGCUUUUUGUUUUAAUUGGAGGCUGGUGUCAAGCAUGUCGCUUGCAUCUAGAUUUAAAAUGAGAAAAACAAUUUUUUUUCUCAUAUCAGUAAAUUACUCUUUCAUAAUACCAAAAACACCAUGCUUGCUCAAAGAAGACAUUCGGAAAGCAAAAAAACACCCCCCAAAACAUUGGGGGUGGCGACGACACAUAGAAGUUUCCGCGCCAGCCACCGUGAUGUCAUUGACUUUGGCAGUGUCUGCUAAGGUCUAUGUAGCUCCCAAUCUGUAAAAAUAAGUACAUUGUCUUCUGAAGGAGCCAGAGACUGAACGUAUCAAGUUUCAGGAAAUUUUGUUGAGGAAAUGUGGCCAAGAUACGAAAAAACACUGAAAUUUGUCAAGUCACCAUAGGGGAUUUCGGCCUGAAAUUUAAGAGUGAGACUUUUGACAUUGAUUUUCUCAUCUAUUAAACCUUCGGUGGUAAAAUUAACAACACUAGAGUAUUCAAAGCGUAAUUUAUCAAUAUAAUCUAAUUUAUUGUUGGACUUUAGUUUGAAGUUUCCCUUUAACUGCAAAUGAGGGGCUUUUACAUAGCUGGAUGUGCAAACAGCAAACAAGUGAUCGUAAGACCUGCUAUGCGCAAUUACACGACAGUCUGACAUGCAGUAUAAUAUGUGGCUUGUUUCUGAGCAUUGUGUAGCCUAUGACGUGCACUUUGUACUAGGCUGAAUCUCAUCACCGUUACAAACGCGGAACAAAUGUGGGAACGCCACAAAGCAUGCCAUUCGCUUGUGACACGUGUGAAUCGAUGCCAGUAGUACAGUCUUCGUGCCUUUACGGCACCAUUUAUAUGGCGCAAAAGUUUGUCAGUUGCUUCAAACUGCUGGUUUUAUUAUUCCACAAUUUGCUGCACAUGAAGCCACUUGUUGUUCGGAUUAACUGGUCCACAGGUCAGAAUUCUCCGUACGGGCAAUGCUUGUUCAUGUUUUAGUCUGUUAGGGAAUACGUUUUUCUUAAAACAUGCAAUAUUAGCCGAUGGUUUCCCUCUUCUGUUCAUUUUAUUUUAUUUUUUUCAUUUUAGCAUUAUAUUUGUUUUGCAUGUAAUCUGGGCAUUGCUAUUUUCCUGAGCAUAUGUCAUAAAACACUGCACUUUAGUACUCCCACAUUUUUCAGUGCAACAGGUGUUUGUAGCCUGAUAGGGCCAUUACACAAAACAUUUUAGCAGGAGCGUGUGUGCAGAGGUCGCGCUGUAAUGUCAUAUUCUGGUUGACAGAGGGCACACAAAGCAACCAGUUAUUUAGGUCAAUAUGCAGGAGUAUGUCUAAGCUUGCAGAUACCACAGUGAAGGGGCAAUGAGAGGAGGCACAAACUGUAAUGUGGUCUCCAAAUAUUUUAGCCAAGUAAUUUUAGUCUUUUUUUUUUUCUCUUGUUAAGGAGCACAAUCUUGUUUAGCUGCACCAUUCAAACUAUUGACAUCGUGUCGAUGUUGAGGAUUUGCUGCAAGCUCAGUUGCUGUCAUUGUCAAGUAGCCUUACACCUGCUACAAAGCUUUGGCAACUCAUUAUAAUUACAUUACUCGACAAUUUAUGCAGUCCUCGGGGGCUCGCUUGUAUCAUACAUUUCAGCGUCCUUGACGCAUGGUGACAGAGUUCUUUAAGAAGCUUAAAAAUGUUGGUGUGAGCAAGACAUGAACAUGAAACCGCUGGAGUGUUGUGUUUUGGAAUGGAAUCAAGGUUUCUUGUCUUGCGCAAAUUUUAGCACGUAGCGUUUUACUUUGUGCGUGUUCUUUUUAUCGUACAGAGUGCACAGUGUCUGCACUCUUAUUUGCAUGCACAACAUUUAGACAAGAUGUUUGACUCAGCAAACUUUAAUUAUCACUCAACUUUAUAUUGAGGCCAUGUGGUUUUUGUUUCUUUUGAUGACAAGUUGAUUCGAGUGGUCGGGAACUUUGACAUUUUGCUACAUGUGGGACGAGAGAGAACACAUUGGAAAACGAAAAUGUGAAUACGGUGCUGUGUUUAUGGAAAUGGACAGUUGAAUGAGUCUUUGCUGUAUGCACUUUUGUGACUGUGUGCAAGCGUGGGUCAACAAUCGAAUCUUGUCUUGCCGUUACUUCCGAAAUGUGCAUUUAUAGUGGCCAUCCGUUUUGGCUGUUGCGCUUGUGCUUUUUAAAUAGGAAGAUUACCGAACACUGUAUCUCAGGCAUUUCUGCCUUUUUCCGACCUUGUUCGCAACUCUUUUGAAUGUUCCAAUCUCAAGUGCUAUCUAUGCUAAGGUGAAAUACUGGAUCAACAUUCUAGAUCACUUUCUACAUUGUCUUCGUGCAUCUGUCAGUUAAAGUUACUUGAAUGUGCUGCCAAGUGGUGGGCAGUGGGAGAAGGGCUGACUCGUAAUGUGGCCUCUGAGAUUUCGUGUGCCCAUUCCAGAUCUCUGAGGCUAAGGGCACGAUGGAGGUUCAAACAGUGAGAAAAGAAAGAUUUCAACUUGAAAAAGAGCUGAACAAAAAAAACCACUGUCAACAUGCUCAGGUUUCAGAUGGAGUGAGUUGAUAGCGUAAGGAUGAACAACUGGUUCGUGCCAAUCUCUGAGGCCAUGCCACAUGCGACAAACAACAAACAUUGCAUGCGAUCACUCCGCGUUGUCUUCUGCCAUGUCGUGGCACACGAGUGAAUUUUUUCUGUGGGCAUGGAAGGCAAUGGAAGAGCUCUUGUAGCUUUAACGCAGGCUUAGAAAAAUCAACUGAGCAAUCUAGUGACUUUCAAACUGGAUUUUGUGGACUUCUAAUGUUGUGUUGACUGCAUUGUGCAAGGCGGGGCGGUAGAUUGUACGUAUACAACACGGUAAACUUUUUAUUUUUGGGAGAUCUACAUGAGGUCGGUGCACAAGCAUUUCUUGCUCUGUCGUUUUCGAUCUAUUGCUCAUUUGCUUAAGCGUAUGCUAUAUUUUAAUUGCUCAACUGUUAUAUGCCAGGUUGAUUGUUGAAUACAGUGGUCUUUCACUUGUUUCAUUUUUUUAGUGAAAAAAAUGCAGAAGCAACAAUUAUCUCGUCACAAAAGGCUGAUUCUGCUCUAUAUUUCCGCACGUUUGUACACCGUUAGGUUAUGUCAAUAUUUUUGUUUGUAAAUAGAGCACUUCAGAAGUCCUGUGACGAGACUAUUUAAAAUUUUCUUUUUUGACGCACGGGAACAUAGGAAUGGGGGUGAACUCGAGUUUUGAAAUUGUGAUUGUGUCAAGAGGCGAGUUCUGAACCACCGGUGAUUUGCAGACGAGAUGUGCUAUACAAUCUAGGAUGUUUUAAAGAUGCACGUCUGACUUGUAUGUGUGGGAUUUUGCAAAAUUUCAUCAUCCUUGUGUCGCGUCGUAGCAAAGAUGUGUCACCUGGGUAUGUUUUCUAUUUUUAUUUGUGGUUUAUUGUGACUGUAAAUAUGUACAGAAUGAAAAUCAAGAAAAAAAAAUUGUUCUCUGUGCAUUA
Rhipicephalus sanguineus (brown dog tick) is the source of this 10331-nucleotide messenger RNA. RefSeq names its product rab GTPase-binding effector protein 1. The transcript has 17 exons. Gene Ontology annotation, biological process: endocytosis. The coding region runs from base 120 to 3035 and encodes 971 amino acids. Lineage: Eukaryota; Metazoa; Arthropoda; Arachnida; Ixodida; Ixodidae. The record is from RefSeq and is a predicted model, not a curated record. Gene Ontology annotation, molecular function: GTPase activator activity; metal ion binding; growth factor activity. Gene Ontology annotation, cellular component: intracellular membrane-bounded organelle.